AUGAAAGAUGCUAAAGCUAUUCCAUUAACAUCUGAUACUAUCAAACGACAUAAUCUUGAAUAUCGUGUUAUAUUCGGUGCUGUUGAUCGAACAAUAAAUAAAAAAUUACAAAAACAAAAAUUUUCUUCAAUACCAAUAUGUACGGAUAUUGAAACAAUGAUGAAAAUUUCUGAAGCUUAUAGAAAAGGUGAACUUAAUGAAAAUUACCCAUAUGAACGUGAUAUACUUGGUUUUUUUCUUGAACCACAUACACGAUCUAAAUUAACUGAACAUUUAAUUAAUACAAUACAUAAAGCAGGAAAACCUUUAGCAUUAGUUGGUCCAUUACUUGAUGAUCAAAAAGUUCAACAAGAAAUGAUUGAACUUGGUAUUGAUGUUUUAUUUACUGAUCGUCCAAAUAUAUUCAGACAAACUUUUGAUUCUAUUCCAAUAAAUAAAUAA
Messenger RNA from Rotaria sp. Silwood2, 441 nucleotides. The record is from the annotation of a GenBank genome assembly. NCBI's taxonomy places the organism in Eukaryota, Metazoa, Rotifera, Eurotatoria, Philodinida, Philodinidae.